Messenger RNA from Fibroporia radiculosa, 597 nucleotides. RefSeq lists its product as uncharacterized. The record is from RefSeq and is a predicted model, not a curated record. The coding region runs from base 1 to 597 and encodes 198 amino acids. The transcript has 3 exons. NCBI's taxonomy places the organism in Eukaryota, Fungi, Basidiomycota, Agaricomycetes, Polyporales, Fibroporiaceae.
AUGCUAGGUAAGAAGGAGAAGAAGGAGUUCUCAGCACAGCAGCACCAGCCAGAUGUAGGCCCAGUGCAUGAAAAAAGCAAAAAGGCCGGAGCGCAUUGCGUAUCUCCACGGACAGUCUCGGAUCGUCCCGUCAUUGUGAGAACUUCUCCUAUCGUCAUCAGCAGGAAAUACUGGAUCCGCCGAGAAGUUUUUCUGCUCGGUUCAUAUUUCGCUACAGGUCGAGAGGCGCAGGGUAUCAUGCCACUAGAUUCUCAUGAGCCCAGUGAACCCGUACCUAAGGGCAAGAUCAGAAAACGUGCCGCGAAAACGUCGCAACGUAUCACAGAUGGCAAGAGUAGUCGCAAACGUCUCAGAAGUGAUGUCCCACAACCCCCUAUUCCUGGAGAUGUCAAGCCGACAAUUCACCAAUUAUCCGCGCUUCAGAACGCCCUGGCUGCGACGCAAGAGCAGUUACAGAAGAUCCAAAAAGACAUAGACGCGAUUACAAGUGGCGGAGGAGGCUCUUCCAUUGCUCUCAAGCAGAAACUUGGUCCUUCAAAAAUGGUCUUGAAGCGUGUGCUGGACAAAAAUGUUAUAGAUCUUACACUAGACGAUUAG